Messenger RNA from Blepharisma stoltei, 950 nucleotides. The record is from the annotation of a GenBank genome assembly. Lineage: Eukaryota; Ciliophora; Heterotrichea; Heterotrichida; Blepharismidae.
AUGUGAAGAGGCUUAUCGUGUGUGACAUCCUUCAAGAAAAACAUGUCAAAGUUCCAAUUCUUUCCAAUCUGGCUCAAAACCCCGAUCAGGUCGUUUUCGUGGUACUCUUUUUGGAGGUCUGAUGUGUUUAACGUUCUCAUUCGGUGUCGAGUGCGCUUUUCGGGUAAAUUUUGUUGAUCUGUUCAAGUUUCUUUGAUGUAUCUACGAUCUUCUGGGUCGAUAUUUUUUGUUAUCGCAUCAAUAUCUGGUGAGUAUAUGUUGCUUUUUGAAGAAAUGAUACUAAUCACAUUAUUUGCUAAUUUUACAGCCCCAUUCAAUUUAAAUUUUAGCUCACCUGCCAAAGAGUCUGCCACGCUUUGAACGAGCGAUAUAGACUCUUUUAUGCUUGAAGUCACUCUUUCAAAAUCUUAACUUAAACUAAACUACUCGGUGUUUAAGAUGUCUAGUGCUGCACCUUAGUAAUAGGGAUUUAGCUAAACUAGUGACUUCACGGAGCCAUCUUGGAAUCGCGGUGGCCAGCCCAACUGGCCAAGCCUUCUAUCAACGCUUCGCCCCAGCCGCCGCACAUCUCACCCAGCGCGUUACCGUUGCCUUUCCCUGACUCAGCUCCUAUGCGCGUUCCGCCUAAGGGUGAUCCUUCCGUGGGGAUGUGCUGAGAGGUAAAACUCUGAGCCUCUUGAAUGCACUGAGGAGCUGUUCUUUUGGUUAUCCCCAAAGUUAAACAGCUAUUGCUAUGCAGAAGUUCUCGAGAGAAAGCCCAACCCCAUAAUAGAAUUCCAUGAGGGAGAGAAAAUUAGCAAAGCUAAUUUCUCUCGAACCGAAUGCCAUUUUAUUUAUCCACUCUUUCAAGCUCAGUUGUUGCUGGCUCGAUAUCAUGGUUAUCUGGUUCAUUUGAUUUUGAGAUUUGCUCGACUUGAAACUGUUCCCUUGCUGAAUGCUCAAUCAGGUAA